Messenger RNA from Carassius auratus (goldfish), 3907 nucleotides. RefSeq names its product transcription factor AP-4 (activating enhancer binding protein 4) (gene tfap4). The transcript is spliced from 6 exons. The coding region runs from base 362 to 1207 and encodes 281 amino acids. Gene Ontology annotation, molecular function: DNA-binding transcription factor activity, RNA polymerase II-specific; protein dimerization activity; RNA polymerase II cis-regulatory region sequence-specific DNA binding. Gene Ontology annotation, biological process: regulation of transcription by RNA polymerase II. Gene Ontology annotation, cellular component: nucleus. Lineage: Eukaryota; Metazoa; Chordata; Actinopteri; Cypriniformes; Cyprinidae. The record is from RefSeq and is a predicted model, not a curated record.
UACUCCUUUGUUUACAUGCAAGUCCUCCAGCUCGGCGGAAGGUGGCUUUUUGGUAGUGCAGCGCUGUGUGUGAUUCCUACCAGCUGUUUCCCGCCUUGAAAGACAUCCGAUCAGCUGCAAACACACACAUGCAGAAGGAGGGAGGGAACGAGAGCGAGCGCGCGCCACACACACUACGAGGGAACCCCAUCAGCUGGAAGAGUAGAGUAACCUUACAACUCAACGCUCAUGCCCGAAAUCAGCAGGACAGGCACAGGACUGCUUCUUAAACGAGACCGGGACACGAAGAAGCUGCUUUGUUUUUAAACCUAUAAAGUACUAGAAGAAUCGAGGAGCCAGAGCUGGAGAGAAGCGGGGAAGCAUGGAGUACUUCAUGGUGCCAGCUCAGAAGGUGCCCUCCUUGCAACAUUUCAGGAAAACCGAGAAAGAAGUCAUAGGGGGCUUGUGCAGUUUAGCAAACAUUCCCCUGACGCCAGAGACGGCGCGGGACCAGGAGCGGCGCAUUCGGAGGGAGAUCGCCAACAGUAAUGAGCGCCGGCGCAUGCAGAGCAUCAACGCUGGCUUCCAGUCUCUGAAAACACUCAUCCCACAUAGUGACGGAGAAAAGCUAAGCAAGGCUGCCAUCUUGCAGCAGACGGCUGACUACAUCUUUUCUCUGGAGCAGGAGAAGACGCGGCUGCUCCAACAAAACACCCAACUCAAACGCUACAUACAGAAGGAGUUCAGCGGCUCGUCCCCGAAGAGGAGGCGCGCCGAGGAGAAGGACGAAGGGAUUGGAUCUCCAGACAUCCUGGAGGACGAGAAGGUGGAGGAUCUUCGGCGAGAGAUGAUCGAACUCCGACAGCAGCUGGAUAAAGAGCGCUCCGUUCGCAUGAUGCUGGAGGAACAGGUGUUUUCUCCUGCCACGCCGCCUGCUCCCACACAUCACGCCACAGUAAUCGUUCCCGCCCCUGCGCCUCCGCCCGCUCCGCAUCACGUCACCGUGGUGACCAUGGGCCCCGCCUCCGUGAUCAACACCGCAUCCACAUCUCGACAGAACUUGGACACCAUUGUGCAGGCCAUCCAGCACAUCGAAGGCACGCAGGACAGGAUGGUCGUGCCCGAGGAGGAGAAGCGCCGGGCGGUCAUCGUCACCCCGGGCCGUGUCCUCACAGACACCGGCGACUCCGACACCGCCUCUGACAACGAAGGAUCUGAGGACUGUUAACUGCCCCGGUCACCCCCCACCCCCAUAUCGGCCCACCACAUGUAACGGGGGGCACAGAGAGAGGGCGAGGGGUCUAGGGGUCUGUGGGGAAGGGCCUCCAGCAGAAAUAUUCAUUCUUUCUAUCUCCUCUCUUUUUGUCGCUGUCUUCUUCGCACUCGCAUACGGGACUCACAGACUCAAUGACUUGAAGGUUUCUUGAAGGGGGGGGAUAAAAAAAAAAGAAAAAAAAAAAGCAGAUGUGCUGCAAACAGACCGAGCACGCUUAUGUAUACUCGCACAGUACACUAUAACCCCAUAGCACUCUGGUAACUUGUUGAUACGUUCAUAUGCUACAGCUGUUACUCAUACUCCGCUGAACUGGCUUCUGUUUCACCAACGUACGCUCCCAUGUAAGCGAUUUUGUGAGGAAAUCACAAAAUCUCAGUCAGAAUCCCCCACAGGUCUUCCGGGCCUCUUGCUUUAUCACUUCCUGCUCUACAUCCUGCCCAUAAGAGGGCAGUAGAGUGCUCUGAUCGGAGGAAUCCCAUUCCCACAUCACAUCUCGUAAAAUUAACCUUUUGCCUCACCCUCUGGUUGCAUCAUAUUCCUCUUUCUGUUCUGGGGAGGCUUGAAGCAUCACUGUGAGCCAAUGAGACUUCAGAAACCUGUUCCACACUAUGGCUUCCGAAACAUUAGAGGAAAUGUUACCUUUCUUUUGUUGUUGUUUUUUUUUUUUGGCGCAGACUCACCCCUAGUUUUCCAUUCGCCGGCGGGCAUCUUUUGAUUGUCGACAACGACCGCGACUGCUUAGAGGGGCUUCGUGUCGCGCACUUUUUUUGUAAAUAACACCGUUAUUGUGCAAAGAGGGAGGCUUUGUGCACUUAAUGUCGCUCACCUUUACUGGGCUGGGUUCCCAGUAUGCAUGUUGGUGCAGGGUGAAGCACUCUCUCCGUCUCGUCAAACGCCCUUGGUCCUGUCCUCACAGAUGAUUUCGAAAUUCUGGCCGAAUUUGUCGUUUGUAUGUCAAAUGGAAUAAGCUAACCGUCAGGUAGCUCGUACCUGAAAGGAAGUUAGUGUGUUGCUUUUAACACACUUGCUAAUGUAAACUUUUUUUUUGGAGAAAGUGUGGAAAUAGCACUACCAGGGUUGUCGUGGCCCGUUUUUAGCCUAUGCAGCUCUUUUGGUUCUCACCCCCUUUUUAGAGCGACUUCGUUGCCCAUUUGGUCUUCUCCCGGAAGUAUUGUCCUGUCCGUUUGUCGUGUCCGACGCUCUGUAAUGACGUUUACGGUGACACUGAAGAGUGACUAGCCCGUAAUCAUGUGCUCUAUCUCUAUGCACUCGCUGGUUCACUCGGCUCGCUUGACGCCACGCCAGAUAAUAAAGUGCAAGGUGGUGCUACUCCUGCUUGAGCUCUCCGGAUAAGCCAAGGAUGUCCACUCUGGUUCAUGGAAGGCUAUGGUCCUGCAGAGUUUGGUUCCAACCCCAAUUAAAGACCUGAUUAAAGGAUUACUACAGGUAUGGAAUGGAACAAGUCAGAGCUAAACUCUGCAGGAUGUUGGUCUUCGGGACCAGGCUUGGACACUCUUGGGAUAAGCCAAGCGUUUAUGUGAGCUCCUCAUGCCCCUGGUGGGAUUGAGAGACUUGACUAUAUUCUGUGCGGAGCAAUGGCCAGUGGUUUGCCUUAACACAGCUUCAGUGUGCACUGUGAGACACAGAGGCCUGCCUUAAACUAGCCCCGAAGGUGGCGCUAGAGAGCAAGGCCGGAGGGCGUUGUUAAGACAUGGCGCCCCAUGUUCAUCUCUUCUCGCGGUUCACGUUUACAAACAUUCCAGAACAGUCUACGGUUGUGUUUUGCGUUGGGUUUGUCAAUGCUAAAGUCGGCAAGAUUUGGUCGUAGACGAUGGUGAGGGGUGUCUUUUCUUAUGACUCAAAGAUUGGAAAGUGUGCAUGUCCCCCUUCCCUUACGAAAUAUUACAGGGAAUCUUUUUGCUGCUGGAUUUAUCAGGUGCUGUCAGCACGCUGGACCUUGUCAUUCGUAUUGCGGCAAAGACUGCAGGGAAUCAGGGCUUCCAGAAGAACGGACUGGUCUAAUAUUGGCAGAUUUUCUUUUUUUGUUAAUUUGUCCUCGCGCGUUUUUAUCUGGAUAAUGGGUCAUCGAGACUAGCGUCUUUUCACGUCAAGUCUGUAAUAACGGUUUUGUCUUCUCUUUCGUUCUCCCUCGUUUGAACAUUUCCUCUACCGAAGCCACAGGGUGUCUGUUUUUUGUGUAUUUUCUACUCGCAGAAAUCACUGUAAGAAAUCUUGAGGACAUAUCAGAGAUUGUCGAGGGAAACGGGGACGAUUUUAUGAACCUGAAGCACUUACUGUAGUAUAAAGAGGAGCGACUCUUGUUUUCAAAGAGCUGUUGUCCUCGACCGAAGCUCUUCUCGCUGUGACCUUUGAACCACACAGCUGUGUUUAGCCCUCAACGUUUGUCCUGGCACACCACACGUCCUCUGGCCGUCUCCACAGUCUCCAGACUCGUCCUGUCUCUCACCCUCUCCCUCUUUUACUGUCUGUCAUCUCUUUUAUGAUUUUUUUGUUUCUAUUUUUGUUGUUUUGUUUUUUAUGUGGGACAGUCAGUCCAUUUGGUUGAGAAGCUAUUGUAUUUUUUUUUAAUGGGGAAAAGAGGCACGUGCCUUUUGUAAAAACAGAAUAAUAAAGUUUGUACUUUGUUUUUUA